This is a messenger RNA of Dioscorea cayenensis subsp. rotundata (Guinea yam), 1560 nucleotides long. RefSeq lists its product as uncharacterized. Gene Ontology annotation, biological process: proteolysis. Gene Ontology annotation, molecular function: aspartic-type endopeptidase activity. NCBI's taxonomy places the organism in Eukaryota, Viridiplantae, Streptophyta, Magnoliopsida, Dioscoreales, Dioscoreaceae. The coding region runs from base 11 to 1537 and encodes 508 amino acids. The transcript has a single exon. The record is from RefSeq and is a predicted model, not a curated record.
ACCUGCUGAAAUGGCGGCACAGCGGGAGCGCGGUCUCUGCUAUAAUUGUGAUGCUAAAUUCACGAAAGGCCAUCGAUGUAAUCCUCCUCAGUUCCUCUGCAUAAUGAUACAAGAUGAGGAUUCUGAUGACAUUCUUUAUGAUCACCAGGAACCACCUGAGGUUACGGUAGAAACCGAACCACCUGAUACUGAACUCGAAUUGGAUAACACUCCAUGUAUCUCUUACCAUGCUCUUAAUGGAUUUCUUGUUCCCUCCACCUUAAAAAUAGCAGGCAAAAUAUUUGGCAAACCAGUCGUAGUCUUGAUUGAUAGCGGCUCCACGAACAACUUUAUUCAAACCAGAUGGGCUCAUCAUUUGAGCCUACCUGUCCAACCCUCCUCUCAUCUCAAGGUCACAGUUGGCAACGGAGAGACCUUGACGUGCGGCGGCGAAUGUCUUCAGGUUCCACUCCAACUAGGAGACACGGUGUUUCAAGUUGAUCUCCUUUUGUUAUCAGUUUUUGGUGCGGAUAUAGUACUUGGCAUCCAUUGGUUGCCACAACUGGGCCAAAUUGUCUUUGACUACAACGAGCUAUGGAUGGAGUUCACAUGUGACGGGGUCCGGACUCGACUUCAGGGCAUUAAACAAACCAACCUGCAUGACUCCACCAAUUCCUCUCUCCGACGUCAGCUUCAUACUAAUACUGUGAGUCAAUUCUUACACAUUUCCAUUUCUUUGGACGAGACUCCACCAAAACAUCAUUCAUUGACCCCGGUCAUCGUGGAUGCCACUGCACCCCAACUCUUUGCGGACCAACUUCACGACCUCCUCUCCAGGUAUGAAGAUAUAUUCUCUGUUCCUAUAGGGUUACCGCCAGUCCGGGAGUUCGACCAUCGGAUCCCACUCCUCCCUUCCGCCGCACCCGUAAACGUCAGGCCAUAUCGUUAUCCGCAUUCUCAGAAAGCAGAAAUCGAACGACUGGUGGGUGACAUGUUAACGGAGGGUAUCAUACGUCCCAGUUCUAGUCCCUUCUCCUCACCGGUCAUACUUGUUAAGAAGAAGGAUGGCUCGUGGAGGUUCUGUGUGGAUUAUCGGGCCCUGAAUACCAUUACGGUGAAGGACCGCUUCCCUAUUCCCACUGUGGAAGAACUCCUCGAUGAGCUUGCCAACGCGCAGGUUUUCUCAAAGCUCGAUCUGCGUUCUGGUUACCACCAGGUACGCAUACAUCCAUCUGAUAUUGAGAAAAGCGCGUUUCGAACGCAUGAAGGGCAUUACGAAUUUCUCGUAAUGCCCUUUGGCCUCUCAAACGCUCCUUCCACCUUUCAAGCACUUAUGCAAUCUAUUUUUCGCCCUGCCAUCCGGAGGUUCGCCCUCGUCUUCUUCGACGACAUUCUCAUUUACAGCACGUCAUGGGAGAGUCAUCUUGAACACCUACAGCUUAUCUUCUCCCUCUUCCGUGCACACAAACUCUUCGCCAAGCGAACUAAAUGCGCCUUCGGCUGUUCUAGCAUCAACUAUCUUGGCCACAAAAUUUCUGGACGGGGAGUCGAAAGUUGACCCAGAAAAAAUCACAGCCAUCC